CGUGCAGUUCCCGGGUUUUGAGCUCUCUCUCUCCCGCUUCUGCCGCGACUUCCAGGGCAAGCCAUGGCCGAAGCGGAGGCCGAGGAGAGCGGCGAAGAGGGAGACGUGUUCCGGGAACCCCCGACUCCAGCUCCAGGCCAGACCGCGGGCUGUGUCCCACCGGCUGGAAGUCUGAUAGCUACCCCAGCCCUGUGGGAGGAAGCCGAGCCGCCGCAGCCCGCCCCAUUCUCUCCCGCGGCUCCCCUCGCUCCCGAGGACCUCCAGCGGGUUCUGGAGCAAGUGAGGAAAGCGCCGCCUCCGCCGCCGCCACCCCGGCCCCCCGGGGCUGCGGGUCCUGGGCCGCGCGGGAGCUGUGGCUUCGGCGUCGUGCACGAUGCGGCUCGGCGUCUGCAGGACGCGGCCCAGCAGGUGGCCCAGCACUGGGGUCCCGACCCCCCGCCGCCGCCGCCUCGGCUCCUGCAGCCCAAGGAACUAGAAGCCAUUCGUGUCAAGGUAAAAUCCAGAGAAAGACCAAUGCCACCUCUUGCAGCAAUCCGGCCCAAAACAAUAACUUUGAGCCAGCCAUUCAAUGGGAAUACAAAUUUGUUAGGAUUAAGUGUUGUUAAUCCUUCGAUUAUCCAGAUACAGCCUCUUAUGAGAACUGAACAACAGGACUUGGCAAAUACUUCAUCUCCACCUCCUCUUCAGCUUCUUGUGCAGAGACCACUGCCUCCUCUUGGACCAGUUUCUGUGGAGAAGUUUAUGGCACACAAAAUGCUGAAUGGACAAAGGGCCACACUGGUUCCUGUGUCUGCCUCUAACACUUCAACAAUUACAUCAUCAGCAAUGUCCAAUUCAGCAGAUUUACUUAUUUCCACCCCUGAAAGUGAGUGCACCGGGAAACUCAAAAAAUCUUUAAAAGUGAAAACCCGCUCAGGGCGAAUUUCACGGCCACCAAAAUAUAAAGCUAAAGAUUACAAGUUCAUCAAAACUGAGGAUUUAGCAGAUGGGCACCAGUCAGAUUCUGAUGACUAUUCAGAACUUAAUGUGGAAGAGGAAGAUGACAAGAGGGGGAAAGAUACAUUAUUUAAUUCUUCAAAUGGUUACCUGAAGCCUAAAACUUUUAAGUGUCAGACUUGUGAAAAGUCAUAUAUAGGACAAGGAGGACUAGCACGACAUUAUAAGCUUAAUCCAGGUCAUGGACAGCUGGAACCUAAAACAUUGAUAUCUGAUAAACCUGAUGGAAGCAGAGAAGCAGAUAGCACUGGGAAUAUAAUGGCUCCUGAACCAUCAACCCCAACUGCUUUAAAUAGUAAAAGUACAGUAGCUCCACCCAUUGCAGAGCCUGAUUCAGCAUGGAAUGGGCAACAGAACUGUGAUUCUGAAGAAGUUGGGAGAUUGUUGGAGUCAGAAGAAAAAAGUGGAAUUUACUUGGCACGUUGGGGAUCCAGGAGGACCAGAGGAUCAAAAAGAAGUAGAAAGCUAAGGGCAUCUGUAAAGUCAAGUUGUAUGGGCAAACACAGCAAUUCAGUUCAACCUACUUCAUGCACAGGUGAAGCAGCAGCAGAACAAAAUGUAGUGGGGAAUAAAGCAAGGCUCAAAGAGUUGCUCCAGCAGUGUGACCAUGAAGAUUUAAUGGAACUGGCUCUACCACGUCUAAGCAAGCUUGUAACUGUCUAUGAAUUUCUUCUCAUGAAGGUUGAAAAGAAUCACCAAGCAAAGCCUUUUUUCCCAGAUGUAUACAAGGAAUUUGAAGAGUUGCAUAAGAUGGUUAAGAAAAUGUGUCAAGAUUACUUCAGUAGCUCUGUUCUGAGUUCUCAGCAGCCCCUGGAAAUAAAAAAUAAUGAGGUUGCUGAGUCACUGGGAAUUACAGAAGAGCUUCUACACAAGAAAGAACUAGAAAAGAAUGGUAUUUUGUCCCAGUAUAUACCCAGUGCAGUUGAAGUGGAGCUAGGUGAAAUUACUGGACAGAAAAGAGAAAAUGAGAUACUUGAAGACGUGCCGGUGCCACUCAAAAGAACCAGGAUAGAAAGUGGAUCAAAGAACAUGAAUGAUAAUUAUGCUAGUCACAGUGGACUCAAGGAGAAAACUAUACCUUUGUGUAACCAAGUUAACACUGAAGGUAUCAACCUCCAGCUUAACAGCACUACCUCUCAGUCUUCAGAAGAAACUUACGAUGUGGCAGUUGUUGAUGUUGGGAGUCAAGUGUUACGUGCUGGCCAGUCACCUAAAGCAUUUGCUGAUGUAGAAGGCAAGAAUGAGCCUGAAGAUUCUGUCAUCCUGUACCAGGCUGUUAAAGGAAUGCAAACUUGUUCCCGGUUAGAAAAUCCAGGUAGCCUGCUUCCAGAACAAACAGAGUUGCUCCCUGAAUAUGUUCAUAAUCACCCCCCUGACCAGAAUACUUCUGAAAAAUUUACCAUUUCUGAUUUCUGUUGUACCAUGUUAUCUGAUAAAGAUUCCCCAUGGUCUGGGCAGGAGAUCCAAAACAGAAGAAAGAAUGAGGAUUCUAAAUCACAUCAGGAAGUUUUUAAUCCAGUUAAUGAGAUUCAUGAAGUAACAUCACAGCCUGAAAAGAUUUUUUCAACAGACAUGCCCAUAGACAAUUCAUGCCGGACUUCUUCAAAAUCACAGCAUCACCCUUCACUAGAAGCAUCUGUGUCCACUGAGGGCAUUCUUGAAAAUCUUACUGAAAAUUUGGACCAGUUCCCUGAGUCAUUACAGGAUGGCCAAAGGGAACAGGAGAGUGCAGUUGAUGUAAGUGAAACUCUGGCCUUUGAAAUUACUGAUGAGAGCCAGGAAUUGUCUCAGGGGAAUGAACAGAUUUUUAUUCAAACUUCAGAUGGCCUUAUCCUGUCUCAUCCAGGUACAGUUGUAUCUGAGGCCAAUGACAUUGUUAUAGUUACGGAUGCCAAUGGUACUGCAGUGCACAUCAGUACACCGGAUGGACUUCCAUUAGAAACACUGGAAGCAUUACUGGUGCUAGAAAGAGACAGCCAGAAUGAGAGCAUUAUGAACUCAUAAUUAAAUAGUAUCAAAACCAUAGUUUUACAUUUAUAUAUAAGAUGGUCUAUUUCAACAAAUGUUUAUUUUUCUAAUGUGAAUACUGAAACAGGUAGACCUUUUAACUUAUUUAUAAAGAAUUUUCUUGUUUCUACAAUGAAAUGUACUUUUAAAAAUAUAUCAUCUUGUAUGAACUUAAAAUACCUAAACAUGACCAAAAACCAUUUUGGUUUUUUAA
Molecule: messenger RNA, 3217 nt
Organism: Dromiciops gliroides (monito del monte)
Lineage: Eukaryota; Metazoa; Chordata; Mammalia; Microbiotheria; Microbiotheriidae
Gene: ZNF839
Product: zinc finger protein 839
Exons: 8
Coding region: 64-3000 (978 amino acids)
Source: RefSeq, a predicted model, not a curated record